GAAUACCACAGCUGUCCUCAAGCCAUCUUGUAAGGCCUUCAGUCCAUUCAUGUUUAAAGGUUCUUUUAGGGAGUAAGCCAGUGCUUCCCAUGAUAAAUCAUUAAUAAACAAUCCCUUAGUAAUGUGUUUGUUUCUUAUAGAUAUGACAUGGUAGGAAGACUCUGUGAGCAUAAACAAGGUGGUCAGUGUGGAGAAAUUUUCCACCAGUCAGCACAUUGUAUUCUGAACAAAAACAUUCCUGCAGAUGGAUCACCAUGUAAAAAUGCUGUGUAUGGAGAAGCCCUCAUUGGUCAUUCAUCUGUAAAUGUGCCCCUCAGAGCUCACCUUCAGCACAUACCACAUGAGUAUCAGAUAUAUGGGAAGAAGCUGUAUAAACUUAAGGAACCUGGAAAAGCCUGUAGUUAUCCGCAGGCCCAUCAGAAGCAUGAAAAGGUUCACACUGGAAAGAAAUCCUAUGCCUGUAAGCAAUGUGGGAAGGCCUUUAGUUCUUACAGAUACUUUCAAAUACAUAAAAAGAACCACCGUGGAGAUAAGCCCUCUGUGUGUAAACAAUGUGGAAAAGUCUUUAGUUCUUCCACUUAUGUUCAAAUACAUGAAAGAACUCACAGUGGAGAGAAACCUUGUGUAUGUAGGCAAUGUGGGAAAGCCUACUGUGAUCCCAGUUCCCUCAGAAAACAUGAAAGGAGUCAUACUGGAAAGAAGCCCUAUGUAUGUAAGCAGUGUGGGAAAGCCUUUAGUUCCUCCACUUAUGUUCAAAUACAUGAAAGAACUCACAGUGGAGAGAAAUCCUGUGUAUGUAAUCAAUGUGGGAAAGCAUUCUAUUAUCCCAAUUCCCUCAGAAAACAUGAAAGGAUUCACACUGCAGAGAAACCCUUUAAGUGUAAUCACUGUGGGAAGACCUUUAUUCAUUCUAGUUCUUUUAGAAGACAUGAAAAGAUUCACACUGGAGAGAAACCCUAUAUAUGUAAACAAUGUGGGAAAGCCUUCACUUUUUUAACUGCUGUUAGAAGACAUGAAAAGACGCACACUGGAUGGAAACCCUAUGUCUGUAAGGAAUGUGGGAAAGCCUACAGUUCUUCCAGUUACCUUCAAAUACAUGAAAAAGCUCACAGUGGAAGGAACCCCUGCAUAUGUGUACAAUGUGGCAAAGCCUAUUCUACUCCCAGUUACCUCAGGGUCCAUAAAAUGAUUCACACUGGAGUGAAACCCUAUGAGUGUCAGCAAUGUGGGAAAGCCUUUAGUUAUUCCACCUACCUUAAAAUGCAUGAAAAAACACAUACUGUGGAGAAACGCUAUGAAUGUAAGCAAUGUGGAAAAGCCUUUAGUUGUUCCAAGUACCUUCAAGUACAUGAAAGAAGUCACAUUGGAGAGAAACCCUAUGUAUGUAAGCAAUGUGGGAAAGCCUUCAGUUCUUCCAGUUACAUUCAAAUACAUGAAAGAACUCACACUGGAGAGAAACCCUAUGAAUGUAAGCAGUGUGGGAAAGCUUUUACUUCUAAUUACCUUCACAUACAUGAAAGGAUUCACAGUGGAGAGAAACCGUACGCAUGUAAUCAAUGUGGGAAAGUUUUCAUUCAUCCCAGUUCCCUCAGAAGACAUUAUAAGAUUCAUAGUAGAGAGAAACUGUAAAUAUAGCAUGUAGGGAGGCUUCAUUAACAUUGCCUUUCCUAGGAAACUGUAGAAUGCAUUGUGGGGAGAACUUUUGUAAAGUAUGUGGUAACAUCUCUAGUCUACUGGGUUUAAUUCACAGAUAUGAAAGAACACAAUAUGUAAAGAAUCCUUUAAUAGAAGAAUUGUGCAGAAUUUUCAGUUGACACACAUGUGCAAAUUGACAUUCACCAAAACCUGGGGAGUGCCUGGUAGAGUGGCUCAAGUGUGGGGCCCUGAGUUCAAACCCUAGAACUGUCCCCCCAAACAAAAUCAUUAAAAAGAGGUGGGGGGGAACCCUGUGAAAGUGAGAAUUAAAAGAAAAUUAUCAAUUGUAAUAGGUUCAAAGUCAUGUGUAAUUUGCUUAUGUAGUGGAAUGCUAUAAAUGCAAAUCAUGAAGAGCUUUAUGUAAUUUAUAUAGAAUA
Castor canadensis (American beaver) is the source of this 2072-nucleotide messenger RNA. Lineage: Eukaryota; Metazoa; Chordata; Mammalia; Rodentia; Castoridae. The record is from RefSeq and is a predicted model, not a curated record.